AUGAACCCAGACCUUUAUUUUUCUCUAGAUGAGGUCAGAUCUCAUCACACUAGUAUUGAAGAUAAAUAUAUCCUCUCUUUUGGAACCAAUGAUGAAACUUCUAAGCAAAUUGUGGUUUAUAAUUCGCUUCCGCGAAAACGAUCAAAAGUCCAGACAUUAAUUGUUUCAACACCUUUCGUGAAAGUUACUGGUGCUAAAAAUGAAUUGUUAGAGUGCCAAAUUUCACCAAUUUGGAAUAUGAAUGGAUCAACGGCUUCUAAAGAAAUUCAUUUUGUGGGAAACAAUUUACUACCUUCAACGCAUUUUGCUAAUGUAACUCUGUUUAAUGUACCUUCGAGUGAUAGACCAGAAAUUCCUGGAUUCAAGGUUGAAAUUCUGCCUUUGAGAGAGUUUUCAAUUACCCAAGGAAUCUCAGCGCAUUUCGCGGAAUCUGGGCUACUAAAAUCGUUGCAAAUUGGAGGAGUGACCACUUCAGUUAAUCUGGAAUUUGUUAAAUACAGUACUACCAAAAGUGGCGCUUAUCUAUUUGCUCCAAGCAAACCAAAUCCUGAUCCACUUUACACGACCGACAAUCAUGUCAUUCAUUUGGUCACCGGGCCAAUUUUGUCACGAGUGUUUGUACAGCUACCAGAGGUCAAUCACACUUGUACGUUAUUCAAUUCAAACGGAAGCGACGAUUUGGGACUGCGGAUUGAUAACCAAGUUGAUGUUUUUGAUACUUAUAAUUUUGAAAGAAGUCAAUUUUCUCCAUUAAAUUUUGACCUUCCGGUAGAUCUAGAGGUUUCUAAUUUACGCGUAAUUCAAAUUUUUGAAGGAUCUGGUAAAAAUUUGGGCGCAGUGUUUCAUCGACAUGCUAUUGAUACUUGUUGGAACAAUCAAUCAAUUGGACAAUAUAAGUUAUCAAGCAAUGGGGAAAUUAAUGUCGAUAAAUUAUUCCGUUUUUAUAAAAACUGGACUAUUAAUGAAGCUUCAUUAACUUUUAACAGCGUUGGAGCUUUACUUUCUGAGCCAAAAAUUAAUUUAUGUCCGCAUCAAAUUUCAGCAUUUUUAUUAAACAAACCCUAG
Messenger RNA from Cotesia congregata, 1065 nucleotides. The record is from the annotation of a GenBank genome assembly. NCBI's taxonomy places the organism in Eukaryota, Metazoa, Arthropoda, Insecta, Hymenoptera, Braconidae.